Messenger RNA from Triticum turgidum subsp. durum (durum wheat), 195 nucleotides. Lineage: Eukaryota; Viridiplantae; Streptophyta; Magnoliopsida; Poales; Poaceae. The record is from the annotation of a GenBank genome assembly.
AUGGAGUACGAGUACCAGUACAGCGGCGGCGGCGGCGACGGCGGCAGCUUGAGCAAGGAGAAGAGGCCUCCGGCGAAGAGGGGCCAGGUCAAGCUCCAGAUGGUGAGGGCGCUGAGCAACCUCGUGUCUCCCAGCGGCGCUGUUGACGGCUCGAAGCAAGCCAAUCGCAACAGCUUCAGAAGGGAAAUAAGCUAG